Messenger RNA from Tachyglossus aculeatus (Australian echidna), 1863 nucleotides. It is a transcript of the gene PROX2, whose product is annotated as prospero homeobox 2. Lineage: Eukaryota; Metazoa; Chordata; Mammalia; Monotremata; Tachyglossidae. Gene Ontology annotation, cellular component: nucleus. Bases 1 to 1863 code for a protein of 620 amino acids. Gene Ontology annotation, biological process: regulation of transcription by RNA polymerase II. The transcript has 7 exons. Gene Ontology annotation, molecular function: RNA polymerase II cis-regulatory region sequence-specific DNA binding; DNA-binding transcription factor activity, RNA polymerase II-specific. The record is from RefSeq and is a predicted model, not a curated record.
AUGAGGUUCCAGAGGAAAACUGGGGGCUGGAGAGGGGAAAAUUUAGGAAUGACACUGGGGACCAUCCCUCAUCCCCCGGCCUCCGGCAUCCUGCUUCGACACGGAGCGUCUCAGCUGCUGAAUAAGGCCUUCGGGAGCCACGUGGUGGAUUCCCACCUAUUUCUACCUUCCCCGAACCGUCCGCCGCAAUUCCGCACCGAAGAUUCCACGGAGGACGUUGGAAGCGGUGCAUCCCUGGGGGGAAACGGACCUGGAUCACCGCCUCCCGGCCCUUGCUUCGGAGACUCCGACUGGUUCUCCGACGAGCCUGCUGGAGCGAAGCGGGCUAGGGUGGGAACCACCAUACGAGGCACGGGCUUCCCCACCGGCCCCGGGCCGGAGAGCUUCCCGGGGGACAGAGGCGGCCUAAUCCUACUCCGACCGGAGAAAGCCGAGGAGAACAAGAGGAAACGGAAGCAGCCUCGGCAGCGAGAUCCCGACGGAGCCCAGUGGGCGGGAGACGGACGGGAUGCUAAGGAGGAGGAAAGCCGCCAGUUGAGAGAACAGCUUCGGGUUUUGCAGGAGCAGUUGAAACAGCUCCAGGAGAGAUUCUUCCCAAUCCCAAGCCCGCAAGCCACUGAAAAGGACAGGGAUCCCGUGAAGGUGAGGCCUGGAAACCACCAACCGCGCCGCGUGAGGUUGCCGGGCGGGAACCAGAGCCACGGCCUUCCCUGGACGGGCCCCUCCGAACCUGAGAAGCCCCAGGUCUCAGAAGAGGAAGGCCAAUUUAGGGAUCACCGUUUUCUGCCUCCUGAAGGGAGGAGCUUUUCGGAGACGCUCAAGAAGGAACUGACCGGGGCCGUGUCCCGGGCCGUGGACUCGGCGUUGGGCAAGCUCUCCGGGCGGCCCAGCCGCUUCCCUCGGUGGGGUGGGGGCUUCUGGAAUUCCGAGCAGGGAAGCAGGAGCGCGUCUUGGGCCGCUGCGGGGCCCUGCGGAUGCCACCCUGAGCUGGCCGACCGGAGCGGGAGUCAGGUCCAAACGGGGGCCUGGUCGCUGGGGCCGCACCAGCCCUGUCGUGGCCUCGAGCCCCCGCUCGGCGUCCCCGGACCCCGCCAGGACGGUCCCUCGGCGAGGACGUCCCCCAGGCGGGGGGACCACGUGUUCUGCCGGCCGCUAGGAUCCGGCCAAAACAGCCACCGACACCUCGGCCCUCCUCAGAUCUCUUCCUCGCCCGACGGCCCAUCGCCAGGGUCUCCGGACCGGCCUUGGGGGGCCGGUCCGCCGCCCUCGUCGGCCGGGGGUCGACGCCAACACCCCGCAUCCUUUGCCCCCACUCGGAUGGGGCGUCUGCCCCCGGUGAAGGUGGAGUUCGGUGUCGCCGAUCCAACGCCUUUCUCUUCAGUUCACGACGGUCUGACCCCCGGCCACCUGAAGAAAGCCAAGCUGAUGUUUUUCUUUACUCGCUACCCCAACUCCAACAUCCUAAAAACCUAUUUCCCUGAUGUCCAGUUCAACCGCUGCAUCACCUCUCAGCUCAUCAAGUGGUUCAGUAACUUUCGAGAGUUUUAUUACAUCCAGAUGGAAAAAUUUGCCCGACAAGCCGUCUUGGAAGGAGUGACGAACGCCAAGACACUGAUCGUCCCCCGGGAUUCGGAGAUUUUCCGUUCCCUGAACACGCACUACAACAAGGGGAAUGACUUUGAGGUCCCCGACCGAUUUUUAGAAAUCGCCGGUUUGACGCUACAGGAAUUCUUCGAGGCGGUCGCAGCGGGGAGAGAUUCAGACCCCUCCUGGAAGAAGCCCAUUUAUAAAGUCAUUUCCAAAUUGGACAGUGACAUUCCCGAGGCGUUCAAAUCCUCCACCUGUUUCCAGAGCCAGAAUUAA